CUUUUUCUCGCCCACAUGGUUACUGUACACCAGCUUCUUGCAUUUAGUCAGUCACACAGGGAAGAUCCUUCCUACACACAUGAAUAUGUACCAGUGAAAAAAAGAUAUCGCGUAACUGCGAUGUUACGUAGAGCCUGUACGUAUAUACGUCACAGGCACAAGCCGGCCAGUGCCAUACGUCACACCGCUACUUUGAGUCACUUGACGCAGUACGUGCAAAGACGAGGAAAGAGAGAUGACGUCAUUAAAAAGGGACGGACGGACGGGCAGCGUUGCGCAACUCACCGGCACAAAAUGAGUGUACUAAUUGUAGCAUACAGAGAAGGGCGAAGAGCUGCAGCACGUCUUUUAUGUGGUCAGACUGUGGCAUGUAACAUCAACAUGUGGCCUGGAUUGUGGAACAGUUCCAGAGCUCUUAGCCAGAAUUUUGAAUCCACACAAAAACCUCUUAAAAAACCCAAGACACCACAAGGGAAAUUUGAUGAAUCAGAAAAGACAACAGCAGAAAAGGACCCACUGGGAAAAUUUCCUGAUGACAUAAAUCCUCUAACUAAAGAAAAAGGCGGACCCAGAGGACCUGAGCCAACUCGCUAUGGGGACUGGGAGAGGAAAGGACGCUGCAUAGACUUUUAGAUUGAUGUACAGGAUUUUUAGUGAAUGUAGUAAAAUCACUGUUCAUAAAUAAUCUUAGGUAUUGUAUUUAUAUCAAUAAAAAAACAUGCACUUUAAAUGGGAAAAUGUGUAAAAUGCAAUUUGUAAUUUAAAGUCAUGUAUUGCAAAUAUAUCAAAUUCAAAAUGAGCAUAUAUUUUUCAGAAUCAUUUUGAUAUGUCAUGUUUGCACUUUUUUCAAUACAAUAUAGGGUGUAAAUAAUUUCAAAAUGUAAAUAAAAUAAUAAAAGAUUUUAUUUACACUUUACACAGUGCCCCAACUUUUUUUAAAAUUUUUUUAAAUUUUUUUUACAUUUUUUUUUUUUUUUAAACAGGUCUGUAUAAACCCUUAAAUUCCCCCAAGAUAAACUUAAUCCAUUGGUCCCAAUCAGAUAGCGAACAGGUAGCGAAUUAUGCUACAAAGAGAAUACACCACAACAAAGUACCUGCGUUUAGUGCCUAUUACAUGCAUUGUAUACUGAACACUGUGGAAAUAUAAUGACCCUUUUAUUAUAGCAGAGCAAGCAGCAUUGCAGUUGCUGCAUAAACAGAAUAGAAAUAAAAGCAGCACUCAUAGAGGAGCAAUUUUCUUCAGUAAUUCAACCUUUGUCAUUUUAAAGGGGAAAAACACAUAUAGGUAAAACAACACAUAAUAAGUAAGAAAUAUUGCUACUUUUAAGUGCAGUCUUCAUUUAUCUUUUCUACUGACUUGCUGAUUCUGAAUUCCUUAGGCAAACUCUAAGCAAUCCAUACUGGAGGCCAGAAGUAAAGGUGUGCCCUUGUGAUAUAUUUGCUGAUGUUGAAGGCUCAAUUACUGAAAGACCUCUUAUCAGGAAAUUCCCAUGUCCCAAGCCUUCCAGAUAAUAAAUCGCAUAACUAGGGAUGGGCGAAUUUUUUCGCCUCGUUUCGCCGAAAAAAUGACGCCCAUAGACUUGUAUGGAGACGUGCGUCAAAAAAAUUAAUUUCGCCGCGCGACAAAUUUUUUUUGACGCCCAUAGACUUUAAUGGGCGUCUGCGACAUUUCGCCGGCUGCGAAUUUUUGGCGAUGCGAAACGGGUCAAAUUCGCCCAUCCCUGCACAUAACUGUACAAGCACCUGACCAGCUGCCAUGGCUGUUUUUUUUUUAUAGGCAUUUAUGUUUUUUAGCCCUGCUAUGUAUAUUUCAUGGAAGAAAUACUUUUUCACAUUGCAGUCCUACAUGUUGUUGAACUAUGUGAUGUUAAAAUCACCUGUCACAUUAAAGACUGAUGAAAUCAUUA
Messenger RNA from Xenopus laevis (African clawed frog), 1907 nucleotides. RefSeq names its product succinate dehydrogenase complex assembly factor 4 L homeolog (gene sdhaf4.L). Gene Ontology annotation, cellular component: mitochondrion. Gene Ontology annotation, biological process: mitochondrial respiratory chain complex II assembly. The record is from RefSeq and is a predicted model, not a curated record. Lineage: Eukaryota; Metazoa; Chordata; Amphibia; Anura; Pipidae. The coding region runs from base 16 to 633 and encodes 205 amino acids. The transcript has 3 exons.